Messenger RNA from Microthlaspi erraticum, 2892 nucleotides. Lineage: Eukaryota; Viridiplantae; Streptophyta; Magnoliopsida; Brassicales; Brassicaceae. The record is from the annotation of a GenBank genome assembly.
AUGAUUGAUAAUUUUGGAGUGCUGCAGAGAGAUAUAGAGCUGUGGAGAGCAACCACAACUCCCACCAAUCAUCCCCACUAUCUUAUCAUUGUUGACCACUUCACUCGCUAUACUUGGUUUUACCCAUUGCAACUCAAAUCUCAUGUCAAACAAACCUUCAUUCUCUUUAAAGAGCUCACUGAAAAUCGUUUCCAAACGAGAAUCGGAACUCUCUUUUCUGACAAUGGUGGUGAGUUUAUUGCUCUUCGUCACUACCUCUCGUCUAAGGGCAUCUCCCAUCUCACUUCUCCUCCUCACACACCCGAACACAAUGGCUUGUCAGAACGCCGACAUCGCCAUAUUGUGGAAACGGGACUUUCACUCCUCCACCAAGCCAAAAUGCCAAACACCUACUGGUCCUACGCCUUUUCCACAGCCGUUUAUCUUAUCAACAGAAUGCCAACUCCUGUUCUCUCUAUGAACUCUCCCUAUCGCCUCCUAUUCCAACAAGAGCCUAACUGUUCCAAACUCAAAAUUUUUGGUUGUUUAAGUUUUCCCUGGCUCAGACCUUAUCGCUCUCAUAAACUGGAAACGAGAUCUACACCAUGUGUGUUCCUAGGAUACUCCCUAACCCAAAACGCUUACCUCUGCCUAGAUCCCACUUCAAAUCGUCUCUAUGUAUCUCGUCAUGUCCGUUUUGACGAACAAACCUUCCCCUUUCGUUCCUUGUCCUCUUCUUCUGCUAUCACUGCAGGUCGGAUUGAAGAUUGGUGCCCUCCAGUCACUUUGGUCCCACUCUCGCCACUCAUCACUUCCUCAAGUGUACCGCCACCGAGUUCGGAGCUCUCACCUCCAAAUGAUCCGCCGAAUUUCACGGAUACAACACCACCGGAGAACGUCGCCACCGCGUCUCUGCCAACACCCACGACGGCGGAGUCUAAUUCAUCGGCAUCUCCUGAAACCUCUCCGCCUGUCUCUCGUGCCGAUCUCUCACACCAAUCCGUCUCGGCAAAUUCCGAUCACACCCCGCCUACCUCCUCACAGGCCCAGGCCCAGUCACAGUCACCCUCUGGCCCACGUUCACCAACAGUGUUCAACAAUCACAGCCCACAGUCAAAUUCAACCCAGUCGGCAACCACAGUCCACGACUCGGAGACAAGCCCAUCCCCGUCUUCCGAUUCCUCCGCAUCUUCACCGACCAAUUCACCACCGGCGGACGUCGCUCCUCCGCCGUCUCUCGAAAACGCUCACACAAUGGUCACUCGCGGGAAGACUGGAAUUCGCAAACCAAAUUCCAGGUAUGCCCUCUCUGUUGUCAAUGCCAAACGUGACGACUGGAUUCCCACCACCGUCGCACAAGCCCUAGCGGAUCCCCGGUGGAGAGGAGCCAUGGGAGACGAGUACAACUCUCAACUCCGCCACAGAACCUAUUCCCUGGUUCCCGCUGCUCCGAAUCAAAACAUAGUUGGUACUCGCUGGAUCUACACUAUCAAGUAUGCUCCUGAUGGUUCUGUUCGCAGGUUGAAAGCUCGUUUUGUCGCAAAAGGCUAUUCUCAGCAGCCAGGCGUUGAUUACACAGAAACUUUCAGUCCGGUCAUCAAAUCGACCUUCCUCCGAACCGUUCUUGACGUCACCGUGAGUCGUUCCUGGCCCAUCAAGCAAUUGGACGUCAACACUGCCUUCCUUCAAGGUACGCUGAAAGAGGAGGUUUAUAUCAAUCAACCUGCUGGAUUUGUGGACCCUGAGAAACCGACUCAUGUUUGUCGCCUCCACAAGGCUCUCUAUGGCCUUAAACAAGCUCCACGAGCGUGGUACCUUGAGCUCAGUAACUUCGUUCUCUCCACUGGUUUCAUUAACUCUGUUGCAGAUACCUCUUUGUUCAUUCUCAAGCGCGAUUGGAGCCUUCUCUACAUGCUGGUAUACGUCGAUGACAUUAUUGUCACUAGUAAUGAUCAGCGACUCCUUGACCAGACCCUCCAAUCCUUGGCCACUAGAUUCUCUGUCAAAGAUCCAGAGGACCUCAACUACUUCUUAGGCAUUGAGGCACAUCGAACUCCCUCGGGUUUACACCUCACGCAACGCCGGUACAUUCUGGAUCUCUUAACACGCUGCAACAUGUUGGAUGCCAAACCUGUGACCACACCUAUGGCGAGUACACCUAAGCUGACUCUGGGUUCUGGAAUACCUCUCACCGAUCCCACUCAAUAUCGCUCUGUCGUUGGAAGCCUUCAGUACCUGUCUUUCACACGGCCAGAUGUGUCAUAUGCAGUAAAUCGGCUGUCACAGUUUAUGCAUGCUCCAACCUCAGACCACUGGCAAGCGGCUAAGCGGGUGUUACGAUAUCUCGCUGGUACAAGCUCUCAUGGACUCUUCUACAGCAAAGAAAAUCCAACCACCCUUCACGCCUACUCCGACGCUGAUUGGGGUGGCGAUCGUGACGACUACAUCUCCACGAACGCCUACAUUGUUUAUCUCGGUAAACAUCCAAUCUUCUGGUCCUCCAAAAAGCAAAAAGGAGUCGCCAGGUCAUCCACAGAGGCCGAAUAUCGAUCAGUUGCCAAUGCUUCGGCCGAGCUUCGCUGGAUUUGUUCGCUGCUCUCUGAAUUGGGUGUUCAAAUUCCUGCUCCUCCUGUGAUUUACUGUGACAACGUGGGUGCAACUUACUUAUGUGCCAACCCUGUCUUUCACUCACGCAUGAAGCAUUUGGCGUUGGACUAUCACUUCAUUCGGAAUCAAGUUGCCUCCGGAAUUUUACGUGUGGUUCACGUCUCUUCCAAAGACCAACUCGCGGAUGCACUAACCAAACCGUUGACAUGCGCUCCCUUCACGGACCUAACUUCCAAGAUUGGAGUCUCGUGUACUCUCUCCAUCUUGAGGGGGCGUAUUAAGGAAAGUACAUCUCCUAGUCAAUGA